AUGUUCUUGUUAGAAUUCUGGGCUUCCACGACGGUCUGGCGCACAGUGUCCUGUCUCGCCUUUGUUCUACUUGGCAUGUUGACUUUCAACAGUUGGCGAACAGUGUUCGCCUUGUUAGCUCAAUUUCAUCGCAGCGCUUUGUCCCAUUGUCUCCCAGAGAAUGCCCACAAUGGCAUUGUCGAACAUGUGUUCAUAUAUGGCAAUCAUAUCUGGUACAAUCCAGCAAGUCAGAACAUUACCUUUUUCAACACGAUGGCAUCACCAACUUCAUUACAGGCGUCUCACUCAUCAUCGCAUUCUGCACUUCCACCAACGCAACGGACUGAAUUACGCAGAUAUGGUGGUAUAAAUGCUCUCAUCGCCGCAUGCAACAGCGAUGAUCGCUUCAAGCUCCUCGAAGACGAUGCUGUGCGAUCUGGCAACCUAGAGAACCCCAUACACCCCGUAUUCAGUUCUCUCGCCCUGGAUAAAACAAGCAAUUACAUACAGGCCAUGCGUUUUGCUUCCCAUCUUCUUACUCACGAGUCUCUUCUCAUCUUCUUCAUACCGUUGUUAUACGGGCGACAAUUGACUACCUACAUGGAUGGAGUAGAGAGGACCUAUUUGUCUGAUCCCCUCGCCAAUGUUUCUAACCAGCAACAGCAAGAGUAUCUCGAUGGAGUACGGGAAGCUCUACACUGCCUUGGUCAUAGUACACGAAUCGAAUUUGUCCCGCCGUUGCACAGAGUCUAUGCUCGAACAAAGCGAACUAGCACAAAACCGGCACACACAACGAAAUGCUGUUCUCGUUUUCAAAGGAUGUGGUCACCGUGCAUUGAGAUCGUAGAUUACUUUAAAACGUACUAUGAAAAGGGGUAUAGUAACGCCUCGAGAUGUGAGCAAUUCCGGCAUGAUUUUCUUUUUGCUAUCACGCUUGUUCAUGAAAUCAUCCAUGCUUUUGGUGUGCUACAAAGAGGUAAUUUGUAUGAACCAUACAUCCGCGCUGACGACCCUAAUGCCGAGUGGGGUUGGGCAUGGGAGAACUUCAUGUUCGGCUGCAUUAUCAAUCCCCUGCAGAGAUCACUACCCGGCACACACUUACUCAUGCGCAAGAUCUGGGCUGAUGACCAAGCGGCCAAAGCAGCCGGAGGGAAAGAGUAUUAUGAUGUACCAAUGGCUUGGAUCGCGCAAUGGUUUCGUGAAGAAACGUGGCACAUUGUCGCGGAACGAGGACCAGCAGCCAUUGCGCCGCCCACGACACACUUCAAGAUACAGUCAUCUGAGAGACUGGGCUCCUGGAUCAUAAGUAGUGAUCUAUACGACGUCAAAUACGAUCUACUAGCUCUCCACAAUCUGUGGAAGGCGCGAGGUGAUAACCCUUCCCCGACCUUGCCGAACAAGGCGUAUACACCUCCAGUGGCCACAUCGCCGCCACUCCCUGCUGUCCGAUCUCGUUUGUCUAGGUUGCUUUGGCGUUUCCAAAGUACAGAAAAACUGCAAAAGUCAAACGUGAAAAUACCAGUCCGAGAACGACGGCGAGUGAUGACGUGUACAGGAUGCGGACAAUUCCUACCCAACAUGGGACAGAGAACAAAUUCGAGCACACAACAGCUUACCCAAGACCCUCAGGGACUUUUAAUAUCUGAUGAAGCCAUGGCUGAAUGUACCUAUUUGUGUUUGUGUGGGCCUUCAUGCCAUACUACGGCUCGAUCAAGGUCUGGCACCCCUUCCUCAAAUGCUUCAUCCAAACGAUCGCAUGAUUCAGAUGGUGCAGAGGAUCGUUCUUACAAACGAAGGAAAACUUCAAUUUAA
Molecule: messenger RNA, 1791 nt
Organism: Plenodomus lingam JN3
Lineage: Eukaryota; Fungi; Ascomycota; Dothideomycetes; Pleosporales; Leptosphaeriaceae
Source: RefSeq, a predicted model, not a curated record